Molecule: messenger RNA, 366 nt
Organism: Zygotorulaspora mrakii
Lineage: Eukaryota; Fungi; Ascomycota; Saccharomycetes; Saccharomycetales; Saccharomycetaceae
Gene: SMX3
Product: mRNA splicing protein SMX3
Exons: 2
Coding region: 1-366 (121 amino acids)
Biological process (GO): mRNA splicing, via spliceosome; spliceosomal snRNP assembly
Cellular component (GO): U1 snRNP; catalytic step 2 spliceosome
Molecular function (GO): RNA binding
Source: RefSeq, a predicted model, not a curated record
AUGUCUGAUUUCACCCCCAUAAAUCCAAAACCGUUUCUUCGGGAUCUAAUAGAUAAGUCGAUUUUGGUGACACUUAAAUUUAACAAGACACAGUAUAAAGGUACCUUGGUAUCCGCAGACAACUAUUUCAAUUUACAGCUGAGAGAGGCAGAGGAGAUAGUGGACAACAAGUCCAGAGGGCUUAUAGGAGAGAUAUUCAUAAGAUGCAACAACGUGCUUUGGAUAGGCGAGGAUCUCAAGAAGACCGAGACAACAUCUGAACAAGCACUAAAAAGUGAAAAACUGGAAACUUCAGAACCAUCGAAAACAUCUGAAACGUCUAAUACAGCUGAAACUGACAAAGCAAGUGUAAGUAGCAAUACAUAG